CAAAUAGAAGAGGAGCCUACAACUACACAUAUUCAACAGGAGCUACCUCUGCAGCAGCACAUGCACAAGUGCAGCACCAGGGGUUCUUGAUGCAUCCAUCAGGCGGGCGGCAGCCAGGAGUUGUCCAAAUGAAGAGCCUUCCGCUCCAUCUCGUGGGAGCUUCUCCCUAUCCUGGAACAGCACAAUUAUUACCCAAAAAUGUUGCGCUCAACAUGGGCUCGAGUCUUCAACUCCCGCAUAAGGAACCCCUUCCCGGACCUUUGUUACAAGCGCCUCCAGUCUUGCCACAGCGCGCGUUUCUCAGUCGAGGAUCAACCAUGAUACAACAAGGACCUAUUUUUACUACAGCUGCUAAUUAUAUACAAAGUCCAGCUCCACCUUUGGGAGCUGUCCCCACAGGAGGACGACCACCUUUGGGAGCUGUAACCACAGGAGGACGAGCGCAAGUGAUGCCUAUGCCUUCUAAAGUGGUAGUGACGAGCG
Amoebophrya sp. A25 is the source of this 483-nucleotide messenger RNA. The record is from the annotation of a GenBank genome assembly. Lineage: Eukaryota; Dinophyceae; Syndiniales; Amoebophryaceae.